UUAGGGCAGGAGAAAGAGACGGAGGCUAUGCCUGGGCAGCUGACUAAGAGAGCCUACAGGCUGAAGUGCCACCGAGAGGAAACAAUAAAUCUCAGCUACUAUGCAAUAAAUUGCUCCAGCUUCAGCUAAGGACGUGAUCGGCUCCCGUGAAACAGUGAUUUGGGGGUGGGGGGAAAGUCCCGGUUGUGAUCUGAAUCUUCUUCACUCAGCCUUUGCUCUACCUUCUCAUCCCCCAAAGAGGUCAUUAAAGGCAAAGCCAAAUAACUAAGUUGUUUUUCAAAGCAGCAAGGAAAAGGUGGAGGGGAAGUGUUUCUAAAAGCAGGAGAGAAGAGGGCUAGUAACAUGACCAUUUUCCUUGGGUUUGCUUUCCUCGCUGCUCUCCUGCUUCACGUAGGCUGCAGUAAUCCACACCGGAGCACAGAGUCCAAUGCAAGAAGGUAUAACCGGAUUCAGCAUGGGCAAUGCACCUACACAUUCAUCCUUCCAGAACAGGACAGGAACUGUCGCGAAAGCACCGCUGACCAAUACAACACCAAUGCUCUCCAAAGGGAUGCCCCCCACAUGGAACCGGAUUUCUCUUCCCAGAAACUGCAGCGCCUGGAGCAUGUGAUGGAAAAUUACACACAGUGGCUACAAAAGCUUGAGAACUACAUUGUGGAAAACAUGAAGUCAGAGAUGGCUCAGCUUCAGCAGAAUGCUGUCCAGAACCACACAGCCACCAUGCUGGAGAUAGGAACCAGUCUCCUCAGUCAGACUGCAGAACAGACAAGAAAGCUUACAGAUGUAGAAACCCAGGUACUAAAUCAGACAUCCCGACUAGAAAUUCAGCUCCUGGAAAAUUCAUUAUCUACUUACAAGCUGGAGAAACAACUGCUCCAACAGACCCAUGAAAUCUUUAAAAUUCAAGAGAAAAACAGCUUACUGGAGCACAAAGUCCUUGAAAUGGAAGAAAGACAUAAAGGAGAGCUGGAUACUUUGAAGGAGGAAAAAGAGAACCUGCAAAGUUUGGUUUCACGUCAAAGCUACAUCAUCCAAGAACUGGAGAGGCAACUGAACAAAGCCACAACCAAUAACAGCAUCCUGCAGAAACAGCAGCUGGAACUAAUGGACACAGUUCACAGCUUAGUCAGUCUUUGUUCUAAGGAAGGAGUGUUACUAAAGAGUGCAAAAAGAGAAGAUGACAAGCCAUUCAGAGACUGUGCUGAUGCAUACCAAGCUGGUUUUAACAAAAGCGGUGUCUAUACUAUUUAUAUUAAUAAUAUAUCUGAACCUAAAAAGGUUUUUUGCAAUAUGGAGAUCACAGGAGGAGGCUGGACAGUUAUACAACACCGAGAAGAUGGGAGUCUAGAUUUCCAUAAAACGUGGAAAGAAUACAAAAUGGGCUUCGGUAGUCCCUCUGGUGAAUAUUGGCUGGGGAAUGAAUUUAUCUUUGCAAUAACCAGUCAAAGGCACUAUUCCCUAAGAAUUGAACUAAUGGACUGGGAAGGAAGUCGGGCUUAUUCACAAUAUGAUAGAUUUUACAUAGGAAAUGAAAAGCAGAGUUACAGGCUCUAUCUCAAGGGUUACUCAGGAACAGCAGGCAAGCAGAGCAGUCUGAUACUGCUUGGGGCAGACUUCAGUACCAAAGAUGCUGACAAUGACAACUGUAUGUGCAAAUGUGCCCUUAUGCUAACAGGAGGCUGGUGGUUUGAUGCCUGCGGACCCUCCAAUCUCAAUGGAAUGUUCUACCCUGCUGGACAGCACCAUGGAAAAAUAAAUGGAAUCAAAUGGCACUACUUCAAAGGCCCCAGUUAUUCAUUACGUUCCACAACUAUGAUGAUCCGACCCAUAGACUUCUAAACACAAAAGGCAAAGCAAGAACAAUGUGCAGUAUAGCUACCAUAUUCUGAAGAACUUCGUACUUAAUCUUCAGAAGCAGAGGACGGGGACUUCCUAGAAGCAUCAAAAUUGCAGCGGUACUCAGAUCUCAUGUUACUGGCUGCAGUAAACAGACAAAAGUCGCCACCAAAUACAUCAGGUGUGGAUGAAAUUGUGGUUUCUUAGUCUAGAGAAGAUGGCUAUGAUGACUAUUCAGUGGACAACAUUAUGGUUCAGUUGCCACAAAUGAACCAUUCAAUGGAAGCCUUUUAUUCCUUGGUACAAAAGGCACCGAAAUUACCAGGCUCCGCACAAGCAAUAUGACGUUUUGAAAGCAGAAAUAAAUCAUAAUCAAUGGGGGAAGUAUGCCUGAUGACAAUGAAAAUAGCAUUGAAUCUAUGCAAAAGCACAACCAAUAUUUAUUUUAAUUGGUAUAAGACAUGCCUUAAAAAUACAAAGAUGGCCACUCAAACAAUUGUCUGCUAUCAGCAAACCAAAUUUGGAUGGAUAAUUUCUCUGUAAUGCAGGAUCAAUAUGGUAUGUUAGAGUGACGUUUCAUUAGUCCCCUUCUAGAUGUGAAACAUGCCCCUAAUAAAGAGACUAUGAGUCAUACCAAACAGAGAAUGAUAAGAGCAAUAUGUGGAGAGUUGACAAGUGCCUUGCAGGGCUUGGGUGAAGUGAAUGUAGGUAAUUCAGAUAAUUGGCAUAAUCCUUAAUUAGGAUUUAUAGGAUGAUAACAAAAGAAACCAGAGGAUUUUUCUUUCUGACUGCUUUAGCUUUGGCCUGAACCAAAGCCAAUCUGAAUUUCACAUAUUAAAAGAAAAAAGAAAGUGUGUUUUUUUCUUUUUAAGAAAAGGCGAUGAAAUAAUGGUUAUUUUGCAUAUGGAACCUUCUUUGAAAAUUACACAGAAAUACAGCAUGUAUGCAAAUGGCAUAACCACAUAUUGUAACUGGACUGGGUUCAUUUUACAGUUUUAUUUGCAUGUGCACAUUUUAGAGUUAAUUAUUUCUAAAUUGUUAUUGGACUUUCAUUUCUUGUCUAUGUUAUUCACUUUAAUUUGAGAGUACUGUAAAUCAAGUAGGAGACUAUCUGUUCUUUGCUGUGCUUAAGUUACUGUCAUGGAAAAGCACAGACAGGGAAACAAAGGGAAUUAUUACAAUUAAAAAUUGUAUACUGUGAGCACAAUCCAGCCAACAUGAAGCACAAUAGUACUAUUGAUGGAAAAAUUAAGUGCUCGCUUAACUCUUUCCCCUUAAAAUGAAUGAAGCUUAAAAUUACUUAAGUAGAUCAUAUCCCAUGUGUAUAACCACAAUAAGAAAAUAAUAAUAAUUUGGUCAAUCACUUGGUCCAAUUACCAAUAGGUCAAUUACUUGGUUAAUUGACACUUGGCCAAUUACAAACUUGGUCUUAUAGUUCCAAUAAAGUGGAUUUCCUGUUAAAAAUCUCCAUGUGCAUAUUUAAAGUUCCAUGUAGUCUCUGAUGCGUACUGAGGUCCAGUUCAGGCAGAUAUUUGGUCCUUAGGUAAGCACUUAUGCAUCAUUUGGGUUGGGCCUGGGCCUCAGAAAUGUGUUAAUCAUUCACCUCUGUGUGAAUGACAUCACAAGUGAGAUGGCUGCUUAUACAUACAAAUGUAUCUGACCCAACAGAGAUAUGUGAUCCUUCUACCCCUUUUGGAAGAGGAAGGAUCAUGGAAAUCAGCUGAUUCAUCAGUGCAUUGAUACGUAUAAACACGUGGCCUGUUAGUAGCAUACAUGGAUAUUCAUAUUUCCCACCAUGCACAGGAGCUCAUUGUGCAAUAAAUAUCAGAACCAGCCUUUAUUGCUGUGCACAUGGAUUUUCCAUUGAUUUCCAUGUGGAUACUCAUCUUCACAGAAAUUUGAUGGACUGGUUUGGUUAUUUGGCCCUUGGCAAGCUUCUGGGCGUGGUAGGAAUGCAUACACAUGCAUGCCAUACUGUAAAUAGCAUUGUCAGUACACAGUGAACAAGGGCAUGAUCUACACACACAAAUCUUGGGGUGUGGGUGUGGCUUAGGUCUCUCUGGUAGUGUGGGGAUGCCUGCGCUGCACCUGAGGUGUCCCAUGCCAUAAGCGGCAUCUGAAUCAGAAGGGCUCCUCUUAUGAGAAGCCAUUCUCAAAAUCCACAUCUCCAAAGAAAACUGGAGAUUUUGCCAGAACUGUGGUUUUGCUUCAUUGUGGAAGCAGUGGUGACAUCAUCCUAAUUCCUGGGAAUCUGUUUCAAACUGUUCCCAUUUAGAUCUCUUUUUCCACCACAAUCUUUGAUUUAUUUCCAUUAGUUUAACAAAGCAGCUCAGCCUGUCCUCCUGACACUAGCAAAUACCCAGUAUUUCUUAGAUGUGUUGCCUCCCCAUGAUUGCCAGAGACUUAUUUCUGGGUUCCUCCAUAAUCCAGAACAAAGGACUGGCAUAACACAUGACAUGCCUGGGACCAAGGAGGCCCACCAAACUGGUGACAUUUCACGGUGUGGGUUGGGCAAAUAACUUUUUCUUAGUAGUUAAUCUUGGGGCACCUAGCUGAGGCAUCAGGACUGCUCAGAAGCUAUCUUUCCAUGUUGUAGCCAUGGAAUUGCCUGCCCCAUAUACAUGUGUGUGCAUUGCCCAUCUUUCUGCUAUGUUUCUGGUUUUCUCUGGCAAUUAAGUCCUUGACCACUCCACAGCUUUAUUCAUACAUGAUCUUCACAUACAGCAGGACAUGGUUUUACCAGUGACCUUGAAAUGGGAACGGGACUGGGUGAACCCAAAGUAUGUGCCUAAUUUUAAUGAAACAAAUGAUAUUGCUCACUGUUUCUCAUUUCGUGUGUGAUACAGUUGAAUAUCCAUCCUCUUAAGUCGUGAUAGGCAGCUUUCUUCCAUUUAUGGAAUGAACAUUGCAUAGUUUUUAGUAAAGAAAACAUGAAAGAACAAGGAGGCACCACCUUUUUUUAUUUUGUUUUGUUACUGUGACAGCUCCAUGAUUCUCAAGUUAAGAAGGUCUUUGUGUUUAUGUAUCUAUAUGUAUUUUUCUUUGCAUAAUCCUGCCCGAGGGGUUAAUUUGUUUGUUCUGCUAGUUAAAUUACCCAACCAUUUUUUGCUCAGCAGCGCCUUCAUACUACUGCUUUGUCUUUCAUUCCAGUGGUCUUCAUUUGUGUCCAAAAAUUGUGGUCCUUAAAGAUGUAAUUUUUAACGUCUCCAAAUCAGGAAUGCCAUUGUGCAGAUCGUAUUACAAAGGAUAAAAAAGAAAGAAAAAGAAAAGGAAUACCAAAACAUGAGCAUGAUAUUUACUGUUUAUUUAUCUCAGUUUGAGCAAAUGGGGACACGGUUUCCUAUCCUUUAUAAUAAAACAUUUAAAACACA
Hemicordylus capensis (graceful crag lizard) is the source of this 5207-nucleotide messenger RNA. It is a transcript of the gene ANGPT1, whose product is annotated as angiopoietin 1. The transcript is spliced from 9 exons. The coding region runs from base 343 to 1839 and encodes 498 amino acids. Gene Ontology annotation, molecular function: receptor tyrosine kinase binding. Lineage: Eukaryota; Metazoa; Chordata; Lepidosauria; Squamata; Cordylidae. The record is from RefSeq and is a predicted model, not a curated record. Gene Ontology annotation, biological process: Tie signaling pathway; angiogenesis.